GGCACGGAUGAGCAGGCAAAGAAGUGCCCGUGAGUCAGCGGUAGAAGGAAACCGGGGGACUAUUCUCAUGCACACCUCGCGAAGAAACAGUCAGGGCACUGUGUGGAAAUCGCGUCGUUAAAGUCGCAGGGGUGCCAGGAUAGGCGCCGAGCGGCGCGCGUUGCGAUCGAUAGACACUGCACCUCCCCGCCGCCCCGCAGCCGCCGCCCGCACAGCCAGGCCGGCCGCCGCACCGACAAAACCGAAAAAAUACCCAAAAAUUAACCAAAAACAUUCAACAAACUAGUGCUUUCUCGUGUCAAUUCAUUAGCAAGUCAAGGUCGCAGCGGUCAGCGACCUGCAACAUUAGCAGUUGCGAAACUCUACCUCAAUGGACAAGCAAUACGAAUUAGCUUUGCGUUAUUUUUGAUAAUUACGAUACGCAAGGCCGUCUCUAGCUGAUCUGAUGUGGGAUUAUCAUUACGAGGAGCUGAGCGCGUGCCGAGAGGUGGUCUUAGACAAAGGAAGCGCCUAAAACAAUAGUGUUUGAUUACAACAAUCGAAAAUGGCAUCUAAAGUCCUGGUGCCGACGGCUCCUUUUGCCAAAUUACAAAUCAAGUCCAAGUCGCCGCCCUCAGAGCCAGGGUUCGUGGUGAGCGGCGACCCGGCCAGCCGCGCGGCGCACCUCGAGCACAGCGUGAGGUUCCUGCAGGAGCAGCACCGGCUGAUGCUGGGCGGAUUGCACUCCGAGAUCGAGGCGUUGAGGGAAAGGAACCGAGAUUUGCAAUUCCAACUGAUUUUCAACAAGGAAUCGUCAUCGAAAACUCCGUCUCCAUCGACUGAAGAUACCGAGAAGAAUGAAGAGCCUCGCCUAAAGCAGGAGAUCUCCCGGCUGGAGCGCGAGGCGGCGGCGGCGCGCGGCGCGGCGCGGGCGGCGGAGGCGAGGGCGCUGCAGCUGCAGACGCUGGUCGAUGCGCAGGCCGAAAAGAUUCGCGAGCUAACCGCCGCGGCCUCCCACAACCCUCCAGAGGGUGGCGACGAGAGCCGCGCGGAGCUGCGCGCGCGCCUGGCGGACGCCGAGCGGCUGGUGCGGCGCCUGCGCGGGGACGCCGAGCGCCAGCGCAGAGAGGUACCCGGCGGCGCCGUCACCAAUCUCUUGUUUGACGGCUCGGCUCACUUGCAGUGUAUGAAGAACUCUUUGCAAGCGUCAAUUCGUGCCAGCGGACUAGAGGCAGGUUUCGGCUUCCACAAUUCCUAUCACUUCCCUCCUCUCCAAAGCUCAGAUUUUUGGAGAGAGCCCCUAAGAGAAGACUACAACCUAAUGGGUUCGCGCAACCGCAAUAAUAGAAGACCGAUAACUCUACCCGAACUGUCGGCCACCGGCCAUCAGAUCCACAGAUCUACCGUGUAUGCCAAUCCUCAUACACGGCCUAGAGCUAAUGGAUACGAGUCUAAGAAGAAAGUCAUGAAUAAUGAAAAUGUCAACACAGGGAGGACCACCGAAGAACAAGCAGCAAACACCGGGCAAAUGGAGGGGCGGGCGCGGCCGAAACGGCAACAUCGCAAGCAGCACGCGGCCACCGACACAUAACUACUCCUCGCGCCCGCCACGCCACUCAGACGCAACAGGUUUCGGAAAAUACUGGACAGGAUACUACCCAAUCGACAACGGAGGAGUAUAUACGAUUCAGCAGAUUUUGAAGACCAAAAUUUACUUGACUAACUGUUUUAAACCUCACAGAAAGAAAAAGCUAUCGUGUCCAUAAACGUGCUUUUAACGGAACUUGAGUGGUGUCUGAGCCUAAAUAAAUUUACACGACUGUAGUACUCUCAGUGAAAGCGUAAGCUCGUAUUCUAUUAUCUAAAAGUAGCUAGCAUAAUUAUUGAAGGACGAGAUUUUUUUCUCAUAAUAUAUAUAAAUAUUAUGGUACAAUUUCAUAAUAAAUAUGGUAUUUUUACAAAUCGUCUAAAAACGCGUAUAGUUUAAAAGCGUAUUUUGGUGUCAUUUUUGUCUGUAAUGCUAUGGUUUUCUCGAUAAGGGCAUGAAAUUGGCAGUUAUUGCGUGUGAGUGACGAGUGCAGCAGUGUGAUAAGACCCUAAUAGUAUGCCCGCUUUGCGUUUUCGGACCACUACAGUCAAUUAAGCAACUCGGGUUAUGCUCUAGGUAUUUACAUACUCUUAUCGUGAAAACCUGCCCUACAAUCGAGUCCAUGUAAUUAUCCAGUGUUUGAUCUCUGUAUUUCUAUGUUUUAAUUAUUGUAAUACAUACCUAGUAAUAUAGCUAUCCAUAUUCGAAUAAUCACCUUAGCUCUAGUCUUAGGUGAAUUUUAAUAUUCAAAUUCUUGUCGAAUAUGUCAUGUAUAUGUGACGCUUUCUGUAAGUUAUGAAAACCGGUAUUAUACCGGUAUAAGCCUGGUCUAUGCACAUCACUUUUACGAUAUUUCGACACGAAAAUUUAUAAUUGUAUCAAGUUAUCGACCAGCUUAUUGACUAGCUGUACUUACAGAAAAUAAUUCGUUUUACUAUAUCCGUGUAUGAUUAUAGGGAUGUAUCUUAAUAACAUAGAUUUUAGAAGCAAGGCGGUUUUGAUUGAGAGUACUGCGGUCUUAAAAACAAUUUGUAGCCUUAUCAAUAUUAAUCUAUGAAAUACCAUUAUGAUUAUUUACUAUUGUAUUGAUUAUUAUAUUAUAAUAUAUUUAUUGCC
Molecule: messenger RNA, 2683 nt
Organism: Plutella xylostella (diamondback moth)
Lineage: Eukaryota; Metazoa; Arthropoda; Insecta; Lepidoptera; Plutellidae
Source: RefSeq, a predicted model, not a curated record